Messenger RNA from Malassezia globosa CBS 7966, 285 nucleotides. RefSeq lists its product as uncharacterized. Gene Ontology annotation, cellular component: mitochondrial large ribosomal subunit; ribosome. Gene Ontology annotation, molecular function: structural constituent of ribosome. The record is from RefSeq and is a predicted model, not a curated record. The transcript has a single exon. The coding region runs from base 1 to 285 and encodes 94 amino acids. Lineage: Eukaryota; Fungi; Basidiomycota; Malasseziomycetes; Malasseziales; Malasseziaceae. Gene Ontology annotation, biological process: translation.
AUGCCCAUUGCGUAUGCACGCACAGCGUCAAGUCUGAGUGCGCGUCUUCGUUCACCAUCGCCGAUCCUUUCUAUGGCACGGCACGCACUUCUGCCUCAGCGACAGAUGCCUUUUCAUAUACCCCAGUUGGGCGGCGUUCGCUUCACAACAUAUGGCUCAGAGUACCAACCAUCGCAGCGUAAGCGCAAGCGCAAACAUGGCUUCCUCGCUCGUCUAAGGUCCCGAACUGGUAAAAAGGUACUCGCGCGCCGUCGCGCAAAAGGCAAGACAGCCGUUUCCCACUGA